Messenger RNA from Drosophila albomicans, 4820 nucleotides. RefSeq names its product mucin-17. NCBI's taxonomy places the organism in Eukaryota, Metazoa, Arthropoda, Insecta, Diptera, Drosophilidae. Bases 841 to 4347 code for a protein of 1168 amino acids. The transcript is spliced from 8 exons. The record is from RefSeq and is a predicted model, not a curated record.
UACAAAUAACAAGAGUAGAAGAAAACACAAAUAUCGAACACAAUGGAAACAAUAACGUGCGAAGCGAUUGGAAACGCGCCACAGACGCCGCUGCCCACAGACAUUGCCUCAGCCACAGCCACAGUCGCAGCCGCAGCCACAGCAAUAGCAACAGCAAUAGCAACAGCCGCUGCCCGGUCAGCGUCCGGCGUGUCAGUCAGAGUCGCGGGCUGAAGCACAAGUCGAAGCAGCAGGGCCAGCAGAAGCAGCCGGUUAGCCAGCGGGCCAACAACAAGUUAGCAGGCAAAUCGACAAAUGCAAGAGACAGCAGCAAAAUCGAUUGGAAUUAUCAAAAAGUCGUGUCGUUGUUGUCGUUGUCGUCGUCGUCGUCGCUGCUGCUGUUUUCUUGUUGUCUCGCGAUUGCUCUAAAAAUAUAUUUUGUUUUAAUUGAAAUGCAAUUGCAACUGCAAUAGCAGUUGCGGCAAUCACAGCCACACAGUGCAACUGGAAAUAAGUAAUAAAUUGCGUGUGUUCUGCGCUACAAAAAAAAAUGUUGUUGAAAGUGCAAUGUGCUAAUUAUACGGGUGCACUAGGCGUAUGCGUGUUGAAAGCGCAUCAAGCGAUACGCUACACAAUACUCGUGUGUACAUACGAUACAACGCUGUCAAAACAAUCGAAACUGCCCAACUAGACACGACUUGUUGCUGGUAAAUUUACAUUAUUCUCGCCGUGAGUAAGAAAAUCUAAAACGUUGACAAGUGAAAUGCUUCGAAUGUGACAAAUAUGUGAAUGUGCAUUUUUUGUGGUAUAAAACUGAUAACACAACCCCGAAACAAAAGUUUAGCUAAGUGAAAUAAUGUCAUGCAUUGGCUCGACGGCAUUUCCUUGGACGACAAUUUAAUUAGCGGACGCGCCAGCGGCAGUAACGGCGAUCAUAGUGACGGCAAUCAGCGGAAAUCAACGCAAAGCUCAUCGCCAACAAAAUCAAAACGAAGACGGCAUGCCCACUAUAAGCUAAAUAGCAGAUUGGACAGGAAGUCGUCUCGUGGCAUGAUAUACGAAAAUGAAGAACUUAGAUUGCGCACAAUCAACAUAAAUGCGGAAGUUGAACGAGGUCAAUCAGAUAUUAAGCGUUUACGGCGUGAAAAUGAGCAGCUGCGUCGAGAGAUCUGGACACUGCGCGAUGAAUGUGAUCGGCUCAACAAGCGCUUCAAGGCGAAACUGAACGAACAUGAGUUUGGUGGAUGUCGAGGGAGCGGGGGCAGUGGACGUCGCUGCAGUGGCGGCGGAAGAGGCAGCGCAGGUUGUGAUGGAAACAGUGAUGACUCUGACUCAUGUGAUACGUGUCGUUGCGCGGACGAUGGGCACUGCAGCGAUGAGUGCUGCCAGGAGGGAGGAUCAUGUGCUCCGAUCAAGCCGCCGCUGCCUCCCGAAGAACCCAACAUCAAGAUCAAUGAGAGUAGCGCUCCAGCAAAGCCAGAGGGUCAACCUAUGCACUUUGAUCAUCUCUCGGUGGUCUCGGAGGAGACACUCAGCAAUCCGGAGAUGAUGCUGUCCCAUCCACCAGAACAUUUGAUGAUCUGCACACCCGAUCUCAAUGGCUCGCAGAGUACGCUGCCCAGUCUGGUGGGUCCAUUAACGCCACUGACACCCAUUGAGCUGGUGGCCAAUCAGCUAAAUGAUUUGCAGGCAAUGGUGCCGCCACUUUCCUACUUUGAGAACAUCUUGCAGCAGCACAUGGGCGCCAAUACAGUUCUGACUCCCACUCCUGAGCUGGGUACCAGCUCCAGCACGACGACGGGCAAGACUAUGAAGCAUACAAAUGGCUGGGAUUACAAUCUGCAGUCGCCGUUUUCGCAGCGGAAGUACUCGAACGCCUCGUCGCCAUCACGGUCACCGCCUCCGCCAGUGCCAGCUCCAACGCUGACUACUUUUGUGCCCACAUCAACGAUGCAGGCCCUGCCCAAGGUGGCCCUCAAUUUGCCAGCAACGACAGCCGGCGGUGGAGGAGGAGGCAUCAUUGAGACCGUGGCGAUAACCACAAACGCAACGCAACAAGCGCUCAACAGCCCCAAGCAUUUCUUCGCCCCCAUUAAGCCGCGCCUCAAGCUCAACACCAAGCUGGCCAAUCAGAAUCCAGACGCACUGCCGCCAGGUUCUCCGCCCCCGCCACUGGAAACGGCGGCCCCACUGCGUGAGCCACCGGAUAUAUUUGUGAACAAUGCACUCGCAUCGCCAUAUCAGCGUCCUGUUCAGCGGCUCUCACCUCAAGUAAGUCCACGCCAUCGCUCGCGCUCGCGUUCGCGAGCACAUUGCCAGCUGCAUCACCAGAAAUGCCAAGCUCACUCCCACUCCCACGUCCACGACCACAGCCUCGCCCAACAGCAGCAGCGCCUGCACCAAUGCCAACAGCAAGUAGUGCAACAACCACAGCUGAAGUCGCUGCCAUCGCAACAGUGCGCUCUGCAUCGGGCAGUGGUGAAUGUUGCCGCUGCCGUCGGCUUAGGUGUUGAUGGGGAGGCUGCGGGUGGCGUCUGCACUGGGAGUGUGGUUGAUAUUUAUGCCGCUGCGCUUGCUGCUGCUGCUGCCGCUUCAGCUGCCAAAUCAGUGCCAGUAUCAGCGUCAGCUUCCGCGCCCUCGUCUCCAACUUCCAUUUCGAUUCCGACUCUGUUUCCGUCCCUAUCUCCGUGUCCGUCUCUACUGCCCCUGACCCACAACGUUGAGCCUGUCUACGCAACCGCACAAAAGAGUUGCCACAGCACUUGCAUAUCGGCCACUGCCUUGACAAAGCCACUGAUGACCGUCACCACACAUACUACAAAACCAACAACAACAACAUCGCCUUUGCGACAGGCAACGAAGGUCUCAACCAGCAACAGCUUUACGAGCAGCACAGUUGUAACAGUUGCCUCGAAUACCAGUAUUCCGGAUAUAGGCAGUCAGACGGAUUCAGUGAAUCUGGAAUCAAUACUUAAUGACAUCGAGACCAUAUCUGAGGAUAUUUUAGCCAUUCAGUUGGAGAAGAGUAAGUCACGAGACAAUCUGAUCUCGGCGAACAACAACACGGAUAUCACCAAGAAACCCUAUCGCUCCGAGAUGAACCUAUAUCUGCAGUACGACGGCACAAAUCCGACUAUCUCGAAUGGGACAGUCACAACUGGAACCACAACAACCACAACGGCUAGUCACACCUCUGAUACGAGCAGUGGCCGCAAGCUCUCCAGCCGAACGCGGUCGCUUGAACGUGAACACACGGACAGUCCGGCACCACAUAUGCCGGAUCCGAUGGCCCCAUUUCCGGAGAAGUGCACCUAUCUUGGAUUCGAGCAGCUCAAUCAGGCAGCUGGUUCACCAGGGCAGGCGCCUCCAACGAAUGGACAAAAACCGCCUGUGGCAGCCAAGCCGAAUGUACCCAACAAGCCACCGCCACCGUUGCCCCCUGCUCGCCGUCCAGCCAUGCCCACAGACCCACCGCCAUCGCCACCAGUUGGCUUGUCGCCUAACAAAAGUCAUCUGUACAAGUCCUUGGCAUCGGCGGCGGCCAAAAGAGCCAUCUUUCGAUCGUCACCAUCGCAACUCACGCGCUCACUGGACGUCGAGUGCACGGCCACUGAGCCGACGGCAGCGGAUGGCAGCGAAGCAACAGCAGGAAAUGAGGAUGACGAAGCGGCCAAGCGAAAGGCUCGCCGGGUCUCAAUAGUAUGUGGCGAGGAGCAGCCAGCUGUGCCUGUCGCUGGCAGCGUUGCUGCGGUGAACACGGUGCCCACAACAACAGCCAGUUGUGGCGAUUUAACGAGUGUGGCAGCCAGUGUAUUGACCCAUCCGAAUAUUAAGAUCUUCAAGCAGAUCAGCCACAGUACGCCAAGCUCUCCACAUUCCGCACGGCGACGUACCAAUAGUAAUUCAAUGCCUGCGGUUCAUGCCGAGAUUGCAGCCACCAACUCAGCCCCACCCAGCACCACUCACCACCAUCACCAUCGGAAGGAGGGCAGCGAUCCAGUGCCGAUGACUGCCACCGUCAACAGGACAAAGUGCUCGCGACGCCACUCGGAGGGAACCGUGCACAAUGUGCAUCGGAUCAGCAACUCAAGUGGUGGGGCAAGUGGCAGUCAUCAUCACCACCAUGGACACCACCACCAGCACAGCAGUUUGAUCAGCAGCAAUCCCCACCACAGUCACCAUUCCCACCAGGACAGCAAUCACGAGACAGUCACCUCCUUGUCCGAUCGCAAUUCCAACAGCUUUGGCUCAUCCCGCGAGUCCUCGACCAGCUUUAGCAUGCGUUCCAAUCGCCGCAAGAUCUCGAUUAGCUCCCAUACUGGUGGCAAAAUACCCUGGUGUGGUUGCUGGGGCAAUGGUUGUCUUUGAAGUACGUUAAUCGUGUGUUGCAUGUUAGAUCAACCUUGAGGGGCCUUUGGGAUAAUCAUAGAUUAUGCCCCACCGAAUAGAAAUGCAGUGAAAGUCGAGCCAGGCUGCCGUCCUUAAGCAAAAUAGAAGUACAUAUGGUAGAUAUAUUCAUUUUUAGAUGGCCUUUAGUGAUGAAUGUAAUGAAAUUAAUUCAUCUAAUCGAAUUUUUAAAAGCAGUUUCAAAACUAUCCGAGUACAAAACAAAAAAGAAGCAAGUUGGUCACAAUUCGAUUCGUUGCAAUUCGAAGAUUAUUCAUUAAAUGCUACUGUAGCUAAGUUAUUAAUUCCGUUCGAAAUUGUUUGCAAUUAAUUUUACGUAUAUUUGAUUGUACAUAUACGAGUAUUUUAAUUUGAUGUAGUUCAUAAUUUAUUUAUUAAAUUAAUGUAUUGAAGUGUAUAAAAAUGAGAAAUAAACAAAUAUUGUUCAACGUGGA